GUGUGUGUGCGUGUGUGUGUGUGUGUGUGUGUGUGUGUGUGGCGUCACUCGAGGGAUCACCUAGUGUUUCCUAGUGGAGAGUGGGAAAGUGCCGGCCUCGACAGACUCGUGCAUGCGCGGCCCCACUCUGCGGGCCGCCUGACCCUGCGGCUGCAGCCCCCGGACUGUGGCGGCUGUCAGGCAACAGCGGGGCCGCCUCGCUCACCUGCCCCUCGCGUCUCGACAGCCCUAGGAGUAGGGGAUCUUGAACAGCUGCCCUGAUGUUCCUGCCGAUGCGUCUGUCUUGAAGCAAAUCCUGUCUGCAAACCUUGGGUUUAUGCAAAAGCUGAAAUUAGGGAUUUUUUCUUAAGACCUGGAUUUCCCCAUUGAUUUACUAUAGGAUUCUUUGACAGAACAAAUACCCCAGUACAUUGAAAACUAGUCAGUUUAUGGAAAAUCAGCUUAAUUCAACAAGUGUUGAGUUAAAGUGUCUGCCAUGCUCCAAGCACAGUGUUGUGGGAAAUAUCAGAGAAGAGCAAGACAGGUCCUUACCCUCCAGGAGCCUUGUCUAGCCGGGAAGAUGAGACUUACCCCGUGACAUAGGCAAUGACUGUGGGAGAGCAGUGCUGGCCGGCGGCGAGGCUCUCUGCAGCGUCCCGCACGCUCUGACGGGAUGGGCCCAGGCAGGCCAGCCUCCGCCUGCGCUCAUCUAGCACCUUGCGUCCAGUUACAUGGGAGGAGUGACCCCAGGACACUUCAGGCCCAGAACCAGCUGCAGUUUAAUAGGAGCGUUCCUGCCCAUUCCAGCAACUUGGCAGCCCGCUAUUCUUGCCCGCAUGCAAUCAGAAUUGAGAAGCUGAGGCAGUCGUACAGCGAGUCGUACCACCAUCAGGAUCUGGGUUUGCGGGAUGGUCCCGACGGGAGCGGCUCUGCUUCAUUUUCCAUCAUCUCGGAAGAGAGGCUCAGCUACGCCGUGCACCUGGCCAGGAGGGACAUGAAGCGCAGACAGUUGGAGGAACACGUCAAGCAGCGCCGCCUCAGAAGUGAGCCCCAGCUCUGUCAGAGGUGGGGGCCCCAUGAGCAUAAGAUCCCCGAGCACAGGGCACAAAGGAAGGAACCGAGGAGCCGGGACACGUGUCACUGCGCCCGCCAGCCGUCCACGGCGGGAACGUCCUGCUCAGGUGCCAAGGUGUGCCUGUACACAGCUUGUCCAGCACCAUCCCCUCCGGCCGCGCCCCACUCGCCACCCACGCGUGCCCCGGGGCCGGAGCCCCCUCCCAGGACCAGCGGCCACCAGAGCCUGCUGGAAGUGCAGCGGCUCCACAGGGCAUUGAACACUUGUGUCCACAAAAUGGAAGCAGUCUCUGAGAAAGGUAGAGCAGAAGAAACUUUGGAUCCAGAUGAGGAGCGGCGAGUCCAAGUCCGGAGGCAGGAGCAAUCCGUGCGCUCCGCCCGGAUGCUCUAUGUCCUGCAGCAGCAGGUGAAAGAGAUCCAGGAAGAGUUGGAUAAAUUGAGUCCACAUAAAAUCAGACACACGAAGAAGUCAUGGGUGAUGUCACGGCUGGCGGCUGCCCACCGAGGAGCCAUCCGGGCCUUACAGGUGUUGGUGACACAGCUUAUGGACCGUGGGGAGCACCCAGUUCCUGCGCGCUGUAGGGAGCUGGGCAGCCUUAUCCGCCGGCUGUCACUCUGCUCCGCCAAGCUGGACGCUGACCCUUCCGUCCCCGAUGUGGUCGUGGACAUCCUGCGACAGAUCGAGGCUUUGGAAUCCCUCCUGGAGAAGAAACCGUCACCAAAACAAGUGAAGAAAAGUGUCACGGAAACUCGGAGCAGGUUUCCUGUUGGUGGCCACAGGGCCUUGGAGAGAUGGCAGAGUCCUUCGCCCAAGAGUGAGAAGAGAGCCCUUGUAGCAAAGGAGACGUUUCCAGAGGAAGCGAGAUGGCCUUCGGGGGCAAAACCGCUCCCUGCUGAUAAGUGUCCCCCUGGGGCAGUGCCUGCAGCGACCUGGAGGUUGGAGAAUGGGCUGGAUGCGCCGGGUGCGGAGAUCUUUCCAGAAGAAGCCCUGUCUGUUCCAGACCACAGCACUGGCCUCCCGGCAGAUCCACUGGCCCUGGCGAGAGCUGGAGUGGCAGCAGGGAGGCCCACGGCCAGGAGCACGGUGCUCGGGAAGAAGGAGGCCCAGGUGCCGGGGAGGCUGCCUCAGGGACUCCACAAAGCUGAAAGAAGUAGACCAACCCAGUCCCAGAGCAGAAGCCGAUUGCAGCGCACGACAGUGUCCUCCAGACUGAAAAUGAACCAGCAACCUGCGAGAGACAACAGGGCCCCUUGGGUGCCUCCGAACCCCACGUCCCCACCAGCAUCUCCUAAGUGUGCUGCCUGGCUGAAGGUGAAGCCGAGCCCCAAAGAUGCCACAAAAGAACAGUCGCUCCAGCAGGACGAAGCUCAGGAGGAGAGUCCGUUGAGGGGAGCUGUUGUGCAGGAAGCAGUUAGACUCGCUUGGCUUGAUGCUGAAGCUUGUAAAACCUUGAAGGAGCUGCAAGAACUGAAAGCUGAGGGCUCGGACAAGACGCAGAGGCAGAGUGUCUCAGACACCCAGUUAGCAGACAAGGUAGAGAAGGCGGUCCUGGAGCGUUUGAAGCCUCUCCUGGUCAAGGCCCAGCAGAGAGUCAACUCUUCUCUGGAAGCAGAUCCUCAGCUGAGGGACCGCCCAUCAGCAGACACGGCGACCGCCCAGCCCACGGAGGAGGUGCGUGCGCGGUGGCCCUGCGGACACCACUGUCCUGUCGCUGCGGCUGUGGACCGUGAGCCCCGCAGCCUCCGCCAGCCGGGGGACUGUUUGGAAGACGCCGCUCACGGGCCCUGGGCCACGACCCGCCGUAGGGUCUCGGAGUUGGAAGCCUCCGCUCCCGUGGAGGAUGGCAGGGACAGCCCGUAUCUGGAGACUCUGAUGCUGCGGAUGGAGGAGAUGGAGAAAUACCAGGAGACAGUUCGCCAAAGAUACAAUAAAAUUGAAUAUGCUGAUCCUCAUCUUUGGAUGCAGGAAGGGAAGAUGGAGCACACACUCCCAGCAGUAAGUGAAAGGCCUCUUUCUCCUCAUCCAAUCAGGAUCACAAAGACCCCAGCUUGCAAAGACCCAGACGUGAACAUCGUGUUGGAAAGACCCCGGAAUGGCAAUUCCCUGGAUGAAAGUGUGGGGACUGACGAGGGGUCUGAGAAGAGAGGGGCUCCCAUUGUGCCCCUUCCAGAGGAGAGUCCACAGAAGGAAGGCCGGGCUGCCCUGUGGGUGCCCCCGGGCCUACGGCAGAGCAUCGGUGACUACUGUAGCCGCUUCGAGCAGUACCUCCGCCUGGUGGCGCACGAGGCUGUGGGUGCCUUCAACCCAUGGCUGAUGGCCGAGAGCUUCUCCGACGAGCUGGUAGAUGAGGCUCUGGGGGCCGUGGCUGCGGAGCUGGAGGACGCGUGUGAGGACUAUGCAGAAGCCAUGUUCACCUCGGAGUUCCUGGAGGCUGCGGCCUGAAGGUGCUCCCUCCACGGGGGGCCUCCUCCCCGGGGCCCCGGGCGGUUCGGAGCCCAGCUGUCCCUCUGUGCCACCGGGAUGCUGCCCCCCGGGAGGGGGCCCCGUGCAUCUUCUUGUCGUGGCGAUGGUUCUGGGGCUGACGGCGGAGAGCGGGGUGUUUCCCAGGGCCCGGGAAUCGUGAAUUAUGACAAUAUAAUAGUUUCUCAGUGUGUAAUUUUCCUAUUAAAGUCCUAUGCUCGUUCGGUUGCUGAGUUGGUGAUGCGAGCAUUUGGAGAGGCGCCAGCCGGUGUCUCUCUCUCGAGGGCCCUGAGCUCCCGUCACCCUGAGCUCGCUGCUGCCGGGACAGGAGCCCACCCGCCCUCCACCCCUGCCGGUCCUCUGUGCGCGUUGCGGUCCGCAGCCUGUUCUCGCCGCAGCGGACGUAUCCUGAUGUGCAGACGGUGUCGGGACGUGGGGGCCAUUGGAGGCCGUCGGGAGGGUCCUGAGCUGGCGUCCCUGUGUGCGGGGCCGGCACUCCCACGCCUGCGGACCCAGGGGAGCCUGGGCAGGGGGAGAGGACCGGCCUGGAUGCGGGAAGCCCUCCGGGGCCCCCGAGACAGGAAGACACGUAAGAGCCACAGUUGCACGGUCCUCUCGUCCUUGCCAAGCUGUGUUUCCCAAGAAGAGCCUCUGAUUUUUCAGAGAAAGGAAAGGAAUGUGCAUAAACAGAAGGCCACUUCCUGGGAGAAGCUUCCCUCGAUCGGCUGGCCUGGGCUUGGCGGAAGGGCCGCGAAGGGAGUGACGUGAAGCCCCCGUGGAUAAUGUGAAUCCUUGUGACGCGUGCGGUGUUGCGUCUGGACUUUGCGGUGCGUGUGUUUGAGGUGACUGCGCGAGCUGCUCGUCACACCAACGCGUGCACAGCUGGGUCGUCUUGAUGUUCUGCCUAAUUUCACGUGGCCUUGGGAUCAAGAAGGCUCUGGGGUUAAAGGUCUUGUGCGGGAGACGUGCGUGCACCUGAGGCAGCAGCAUCGGUAGCUUGAGUUUGUGUGGCGGUUUGUACUGUGCUGAUUCCUUAAAUAAACUCAGGAUUUUACAGUA
Messenger RNA from Callorhinus ursinus (northern fur seal), 4573 nucleotides. RefSeq names its product KIAA0753 ortholog. The record is from RefSeq and is a predicted model, not a curated record. NCBI's taxonomy places the organism in Eukaryota, Metazoa, Chordata, Mammalia, Carnivora, Otariidae. Gene Ontology annotation, cellular component: centriolar satellite; microtubule organizing center. Gene Ontology annotation, biological process: protein localization to centrosome; centriole replication.